GAGAAUUUGUGUUUUGUCCGCUGAUUAGCGCGGGAGUCGAACAGUGAAACUAACCUCAAAAACAUUUGCUGCGUCCUAACCUAUUACACGUUAUUUCGGUUAUUUCGCAAAAUGUUUUUCCGGCACAUAUUAUAAACGAAAUUUCAAAUGAAUCGAAGUGAAGUAAAGUGGACCUCCCUGGAGCUCAGUGGACUCCUGGAGGACGAGGAAUCUCACGUGCACUUCGCGAGAACCACCAAACACCUCGCGCUACAUCCAUACCACUUGAACAACAUUCAGCGAGGUAUCAACCAGAUUUUAGGAUCGUCGUUGAACACUUACGACAGGGAAUUGAAAGGGUUUAUGCUAGCCUUUCGAAGCCCUAAAUUGCUUAGCAAUCUAGGAGAAAUUCUAUAUGACUCUCCCUUCAUUCACGUUGAUGUUGAAGCAGAUUUUUAUCUGUUUUCUCCCACGGUCGGAACAUUCCUAAAAGGUAUAGUGAAUAAGAAAGGCUUGGAUCACAUUGUAGUGCUGGUUCAUAAAAUAUAUACAAUAUCUAUUCCAAAACCAGAUGAUACAGAGGAAUGGCCAGGUGAGCUUGUAGAGAUCGGUCAAGAAGUGAAAUGUUGUGUGAGUCAAAUAGACAACAAAAGUAAACCCCCUUACAUCUGCGCCACUUUGAGAUCCGAUUACUCGCAAGGUUGUAGAUUAAGUUUAAAUAAUAUUGAUAAUGUAGACAGUACAAUUGAAAGUAUGAAUACUUCUAUGAGAAUUGAUGCUUCAGCUAAUGGAAUAUCAGAAGAUGAUGGUGUUUCUGAAAAAGAGAGGAAGAAACAUCGAAAAAAACAUAAAAAGUCUCAUGAAAAUGAUACAGAAUCUGUUUGUAAAGUUGAAAACAUAUCAGAGGCGUCUGAUAACGUAAAAAAUAAUAGUUCUGUAACUAUCAAAUCUGAAAAGAAAUCGCGAUACCAAAAUAUACAAGAUACUGUAUUAAGUACUGACGAGUUUCUGAAUAAUUCAGAAGUCGAUAAUGUUUCUAAAAAACAUAAGAAAAGCAAGAAAAUAUCUAAAUCGUUGCUUAGUGAUGAUACAGUUUUAGAUGAACAUACGGAGUUACGUAAAGCAAUGAAGAGAGAAAGUUCUAUUCCGUUAGAUAGUAUUACUGAAACUGAGACGAAAAAGAGAAAGAAACAGGCAAAAAAAUCUAAGGAAUCUGAUUCAGAAAUUGUAUCAAUAAAGACAGAAAAAGAAGUAAUUUGUAUGACAGAGGGCACUAUUUCUAAACAUAUUAAAACUGAAAAAGAAGAACAAUACAGUGAAACAGAAAGGAAAAAAAAGAAGAAACAUGCGAAGAAAUCUAAAGAAUCCGAUUCGGAGACUGUAUCGAUAAAGACAGAAAAAGAAGAUAAAAUUUGUAUGGCAGAGGGCACUAUUCCCAAACAUAUUAAAGCUGAGAAAGAAGAGCAACAUAGUGAAACAGAAAAGAAAAAGAAGAAAAAACAUACGAAGAAAUCUAAAGAAUCUGAUUCGGAAACUGUAUCAAUAAAGACAGAAAAAGAAGAUAAAAUUUGUAUGGCAGAGAGCAUUAUUGUCAAACAUAUUAAAGUUGAAAAAGAAGAGCAACAUAGUGAAACAGAAAAGAAAAAGAAGAAAAAACACACGAAGAAAUCUAAAGAAUCUGAUCCGGAAACUGUAUCAAUAAAGACAGAAAACAAAGAAAUAAUUUGUCAGACAGGGGGCAUUAUUCCUAAACAUAUUAAAUCUGAAAAGCAAUGUGUAUCAAAUAGCGAUCUUUCUUCAAGUAACUUAGAAGAUAAUGUAUCUAAAAAGCAUAAGAAAAACAAGAAACCAUAUAUGAAAAUGUCAGAUUCGGAAUCAGGGGGUUGUUAACAUUUAAACAUUUUAUUCGUGGAUACAAAUUAUUGUAACGUACACUUGUAAUUGUUGUGUACUCUGUGAAUCGGGCUUAGACAUUUAAAGCUCUAAAAUUGUGCACCGUUAUCAUGUAUCAACUGGCGAUUACGAGUUGCUCGAUAAUUAAUUUUAAUCUCACUUCUCGGUUAUUUUUCUUAAUCAGUAAUUCUAACAAAUACGAGUAUUUAUAAACAAUUAUGACAAUUUUCCAUCUUUGCAAUUAUGAGAAAUUCUCUUUAUUAAACAUCUAACAACGAUUUUGUACUUAUGUAGAAGAUAUCACCGUUAAUAUCACGAUGAUUUAUUUGGACAUCAGAGUACACGAUAUAUUGAUAAUUUUCUCAUUAGCAUUGAUGUAAAUAAUCAUAUAAUUUAUCUCACAUUGUAUAUAAAAAAAACUUGCCUGAGCUCAUAUGAUAGUUUCUGUAAUUAACAUAAAAACGUACGGAAAAAGUUAUAUUUCAAAAUUUGCACCUCAGAAUAUAAUUCAACCUGGCAAACUGUGUUCUCAUAAUAUUGCAAAUUUAGCCUUUAAAAUACGAAUUUACAACUAUGUUUUAGUUGUUUUAUUUCGUUUGAAUUAUAUUUACUUGAAGAAUGCGAGUUGUUUUUAAUAGGAGUUUUAAUUUGUAAUCUCUUGCCAAAAUGAUAAUGAAUUCUUGAAAACAGAAUCCCUCUAUGAUUUAAAAUAUCAUGUAUUCUGAAAUUGGUGUAAGAAAGAAUUUCUCGCAAUUACCUUGAUUUAUACACAAGAGAUUCACCUUCAUUUAUUUGUACCAAAUGUAGAUACCAAGAUGUCUUGUGAAUAUUUGUGAAUAUCUCUUUUUUAAUAUCAGACAAUAAAUUACAGCAGUAAUGUCA
Molecule: messenger RNA, 2754 nt
Organism: Solenopsis invicta (red fire ant)
Lineage: Eukaryota; Metazoa; Arthropoda; Insecta; Hymenoptera; Formicidae
Gene: Polr1F
Product: FK506-binding protein 5
Exons: 3
Coding region: 148-1869 (573 amino acids)
Source: RefSeq, a predicted model, not a curated record